AUGCGGGGCGGCGGCCGGCCGGCCUGCCUGCUUGUGCCGGAGCUGCCCCAAAAUACUCCAAAUUCCGACUGGGAGAAGAAGGUAACUGACUACUUCAAAGAGAAAUUAAAGGAAAAUAAUGCUACUAAUUGGGUCCCAUCGCUGAAUGAUGUUCCUGUACAUUACCUGAAACCCAACAGUUUAGUGAAAUUUCGCUGUAUGGUUCAAGAUAUGUUUGAUCCUGAGUUUUAUAUGGGUGUAUAUGAAACAGUUGACCCAAACACAAAUGCACGUGUUUUGCAUUUUGGUAAAUACAGAGAUGUGGCAGAAUGUGGGGGGAAUCAGGACAGUGCCAGCCAAGCUCGAGUUAGUCCUUCAACAUCCUACACACCAAGUCGCCACAAGAGGAGCUAUGAGGAGGAUGAGGACAUGGAACAACAUCCAUCUAAACAGAAAGAGCAACACAUGGGCAGUGGAGGUGAUAGUCAUGGAUGUGGGGAGCCGAAAAGAUUAGAAACUGAAGCUUCUGCAGGUCAUCAUCUCAUUUCUCCCAACUGUUCACCUCCUCUUGACUUAAAUUUUCCAUUGCCAGGGGAGAAAGGACCAGCAUGUCUUGUAAAGGUAUAUGAGAGCUGGGAUACCUUCAAAGUCAAUGAUGUUCUGGAGGUGUAUGGUAUUUUGUCUGUGGAUCCAGUGCUGAGUAUAGUGAACAACGAAGAGAGGGAUAGCUCAACCCUGGAUCCUAUGGAGUGCAUGGACACAGCAGAAGAGCAGAGAGUACACAGUCCUCCAUCCUCAUUAGUCCCCAGAAUCCACGUGAUUUUGGCACAUAAAUUGCAACAUCUUAAUCCAUUACUGCCUGCUUGCCUUAAUGAAGAAGAGAGUAAAACCUUUGUGUCUAAUUUCAUGUCUGAGCUGUCACCAGUUAGAGCAGAGUUGCUUGGGUUCCUCACACAUGCCCUCUUGGGAGACAGUUUGGCUGCAGAGUACCUUAUAUUGCAUCUCAUCUCUACAGUUUAUGCGAGACGAGAUGUGCUUCCUCUGGGAAAAUUCACAGUCAACUUGAGUGGAUGUCCAAGGAACAGCAUCUUCACAGAGCACAUCUACCGCAUCAUCCAGCAGCUCGUCCCAGCUUCCUAUCGCCUCCAAAUGACGAUUGAAAACAUGAACCACUCACGAUUUAUCCCACGCAAAGACUACACAGCUAAUCGCUUAGUCAGUGGAAUACUGCAGCUCGCCAGCAACACUUCCCUUGUCAUAGAUGAGACUCAGCUUGAGCAAGGACAGCUUGACACAAAAGGUGUGCACAAUGUGAAAGCCUUGGGUAAUCUGAUAACUUGGCAGAAAGUGGAUUAUGACUUCAGUUACCACCAGAUGGAAUUCCCAUGCAAUAUUAACGUUCUUAUCACCUCAGAGGGCCGAUCGCUCCUACCGUCAGAUUGCCAAGUCCAGUUACAACCACAGAUAAUUCCACCAAACAUGGAGGAGUACGUGAACAGCCUCCUAACUGCAGUGCUCCCUUCUGUGUUGAACAAAUUUCGAAUUUACCUAACUCUACUGAGACUGCUGGAUUACAGCAUAUCUGAUGAAGUGACGAAGGCAGUUGAAGAAGACUUUGUGGAAAUGCGCAAGAAUGACCCCGAGAGCAUAACUGCUGAUGACCUGCACAGAACUCUGCUUGUAGCAAGGUUCCUGUCCCUCAGCGCGGGGCAGACGACGCUGUCAAGAGAGAGGUGGCUGAGAGCAAAACAACUGGAGGCACUGCGUAAAGCCAGGCUUCAGCAGCAAAAGUGUGUUAAUGGAAAUGAACUUUAA
Lagopus leucura (white-tailed ptarmigan) is the source of this 1794-nucleotide messenger RNA. It is a transcript of the gene MCMBP, whose product is annotated as minichromosome maintenance complex binding protein. Lineage: Eukaryota; Metazoa; Chordata; Aves; Galliformes; Phasianidae. Bases 1 to 1794 code for a protein of 597 amino acids. The record is from RefSeq and is a predicted model, not a curated record. Gene Ontology annotation, biological process: DNA-templated DNA replication. Gene Ontology annotation, molecular function: chromatin binding. The transcript has 16 exons.